GGAUGUAAGCACAUGAUCUUUGGUUUUUCAUUUGCAUACUCUACUAGUCCUGUCUUCAUUGGCGGGAAGUAGCUGGUCAGACCUGGGCUGUCUUGCUGGCUGCCUUCCUUGCUGGGCUCCAACUUAUCUUCUAUGUACAUAGCCCUUAGAGUCCAGAGGCCUCUGCUGACUUCUGCCUAGCCUCUGGCUUUCAGCACCCACGUCCCCACUUGCACAUACAGGAGCAGAAGGAAAAGAGGGAGCUGGAGAUAGUCUGUGAGAGGCUUAGAAACCCAGUGCAUCCCCCUGGCCCAGCCCUGCCACCUGCUGCUGUGGCCACAACAGAAAGGACAACUAGGAACCUAGGAAGAGAGGUCCAAUACCUUGUGGGCAGUGCUAUCAUUAGCUGCAACGACUAAGAUGGCUCAAGAGAUGGGAGAACUCACUCAAACCAGGUUGCAGAAGAUCUGGAUUCCACACAGCAGCAGUAGCAGCGGGCUGCAACGGCGAAGGGGCUCAUCCAUACCACAGUUCACCAAUUCUCCCACAAUGGUGAUCAUGGUGGGUUUACCAGCUCGAGGCAAGACCUACAUCUCUACGAAGCUCACACGCUAUCUCAACUGGAUAGGAACACCAACUAAAGUGUUUAAUUUAGGCCAGUAUCGACGAGAGGCAGUGAGCUACAGGAACUAUGAAUUCUUUCUCCCAGACAACAUGGAGGCCCAGCUUAUCAGGAAGCAGUGUGCUCUGGCUGCCCUAAAGGACGUCCAUAAAUAUCUCAGCCGUGAGGAGGGUCAUGUUGCGGUUUUUGAUGCCACCAACACUACCAGAGAGCGACGCUCAUUGAUUCUGCAGUUUGCUAAAGAGCAUGGUUACAAGGUCUUCUUUAUUGAGUCUAUUUGUAAUGACCCUGACAUCAUUGCAGAAAACAUCAAGCAAGUGAAACUAGGCAGUCCUGAUUAUAUUGACUGUGAUCAAGAAAAGGUUUUGGAAGACUUUCUUAAGAGAAUCGAGUGCUAUGAGAUCAACUACCAACCCUUGGAUGAGGAAUUGGACAGUCAUCUGUCCUACAUCAAGAUCUUCGAUGUGGGCACACGCUACAUGGUAAAUCGAGUGCAGGACCAUGUUCAGAGCCGCACAGCCUACUACCUCAUGAACAUCCAUGUCACACCUCGAUCCAUCUACCUAUGCCGGCAUGGUGAGAGUGAACUCAACCUCAGAGGCCGCAUUGGAGGUGACUCUGGCCUCUCCGCUCGGGGCAAACAGUAUGCCUAUGCCCUGGCCAACUUCAUUCAGUCUCAAGGCAUCAGCUCCCUGAAGGUGUGGACUAGCCAUAUGAAGAGGACCAUUCAGACUGCUGAGGCCCUAGGUGUCCCCUAUGAACAGUGGAAAGCCCUGAAUGAGAUUGAUGCGGGUGUCUGUGAGGAGAUGACCUAUGAAGAAAUCCAAGAACACUACCCUGAAGAAUUUGCACUACGGGACCAAGAUAAAUAUCGUUACCGCUAUCCAAAGGGAGAGUCCUAUGAGGAUCUGGUUCAGCGUCUUGAGCCAGUUAUAAUGGAGCUAGAACGACAAGAAAAUGUACUAGUGAUCUGUCACCAGGCUGUCAUGCGGUGUCUCCUGGCAUACUUCCUGGAUAAAAGUUCAGAUGAGCUGCCCUAUCUCAAGUGUCCUCUGCACACAGUGCUCAAACUCACACCUGUGGCUUAUGGCUGCAGAGUGGAGUCCAUCUACCUGAAUGUGGAAGCUGUGAACACACACCGGGACAAGCCUGAGAGUGAUCCUGGCUUCAUCGAAGGAGUUUUGGAGUAUGCAUUCUGUUUCUUUAAAAAGUUUAGACAAGCACCACCUAUACCAGUUGGAAGAACAGGUAAGUGACUGGUCUCCAAGAUAAACUGCCCUGAUCUCUAGACCCUAAACCCCAGGGUACAUCCCAUGACCCCCCUCCCAUCUCAGCCCCAGCAAGGCAGCUGGGCCCUGACCCCAACUCAGGUGGAACUCCACUGCUCUGGUGCAGACCCCAGCAGCAGGCCAGCAGGUGAGAGACCUGCAGGGAGGCUGCACCACCACCACUGCCACCUACUGGACUCUGUUCCCACAAGACCCAUUCCACCACCCAACCACACCUACCCCAGCAUCCUCCCCAUGGACAGCCCUCUCCAGCAACAUCAGCAGACCCUAUAAGCACAAGUGCCACCCACACCAAUUGGAAGAACAGCAGCCCCUAUAGGCACAAGCACCAUCUACACUAGUUGG
This is a messenger RNA of Peromyscus maniculatus bairdii (prairie deer mouse), 2235 nucleotides long. NCBI's taxonomy places the organism in Eukaryota, Metazoa, Chordata, Mammalia, Rodentia, Cricetidae. The record is from RefSeq and is a predicted model, not a curated record.